AUGCAAAUACGCGUUGUUAUACGGCUAUAGACGGUAGCGCCGUCAGCACGGCAAAGAACGCAAUCUGUGGCCAUUUCAGUGCUCCAACCCUUAAUGCCAUCAUCACCCCCGUGUAGUGACAGUGCCGACAUAUCACAGUGCAGUGCACGAUGCCCGAGUGAGCUCGCCCUCAAUGAAGAUAUCGAAUCUGGCGGAUUUUAAAAGUGACACGGUCCGGAGGUGGGUCGAGUCGAACCCGUCACCCACCCUCCAGAACCUCGACACCCCCAAGUCCGCCAAGAACAACAACAACAACAACACCAUCGAGUUCUGGCACCGGCAGACCGCCGACGACAUGCCCAUGUUGCUCCACCAGCCGCCCUCGCACGUCCUCCUCGCCGGCCACGAGACCGACCAGCCCCUCGACUUCACCAUGUCCAAGUUCAAGACCAAGGCGGCGACCACGGUGGCCUCCCAGCUCAAGAGCUUCGCCGCCCAGCAGCACAUGAUGCUCAACGGGGUGUACUUUAACCGCAACAACAACAAGGGUUUCACGCGCGGCUCGAGUCCGUCGAGUAGCUCCGAGGAGGAGGGCGUCGGGCCGCCGACGGAGGAGUCCCCCAGGUCCCUGCCGCCGAGCCCCGCACCCCGCGCCGACGAGCUGGCAAACUCUCCGGUGACACCGUCGGGGGAGAAGCAAUACGGUAAAUUAUGGCUGAACGAUCCUGAGAUGCCUUGGCGGCAGGAGCUGCAAGUACCUUCGAGCGAGGAGUCGAAAGUAGCGCUCCAGACCAGACUGGGCCUCUCGCCAAGUGAGCAGCGUUCGAUAACACGGAUGGACAAGACGCCUUCGACGCCGCCAUCGAACGACGACGGCGACGCCAACGGCGACAUCAGCGGGGACGAGCACAGCUUCACCAGCGAGCGCCCAGGUGAGCACAAUGACGACAACUCGAUGGACUCAGACAGGGGCGGCGCCCUAAACCUGGUGACUAGCGAGUCCGAGCAGCCUCGGGCGUCCUCCCCCAGCUCGCAGGUGACGAGUUCGAGUCCCGGGGUGAACGCUGCUUUGGCGGCCCUCGGCGGCUUCAGCUACCACUUGGGGGUGUUGGGAAGUCUGCAGGCUUUUCAAAGUCCGCAAGGCCUCCAACAACUCCAACAACUCGCGAUGCUCCAGCAGGCCAGCGGAAACCCACAAGCGCAAUUUUUUUUACAAAACCAGGGGUUUCUGCAAGGAUUCCCCCGAUCCGGUCUGUCUUCGAGACCACCGCAUUCGAUGCAGGUCCAACAAAUCGCUCAAGCGGCCCAACAACUGCAACAACUCCAAAAGGCUCAACAACAAAAUUCCAAUCAGCAUAACACGAGUAUCCCAUCCAACACGCAAUUGCCACAAACGCAAACCACGCCACCGAAUAAUUCGCACAUACCGGCCAGUCUACUCACUCCCAGCACCCCCAGUUCGGGGGGGUUGACCCCCCAGCAUUUAAAAACGCCCUCCAGGCUACUCGAACCCUCGCCGGAGGAAACCACCGACCUGGAGGAGCUCGAACAGUUCGCCAAAACGUUCAAACAGAGGCGAAUCAAACUAGGCUUCACCCAGGGCGACGUCGGCCUCGCCAUGGGCAAACUCUACGGCAACGACUUCUCCCAGACGACGAUAUCGCGGUUCGAAGCCUUGAACUUAAGUUUUAAAAACAUGUGCAAGUUGAAACCGCUUUUGCAAAAGUGGCUCGAAGACGCUGACAGUACUUUAACAAACCCUGGCGCCUUGAGCAACCCCAUGACCACCCCCGAGACGAUCGGGAGGCGGCGCAAGAAGCGGACGUCAAUCGAGACCAGUGUCCGCGUGGCGCUGGAGAAGGCGUUCGUGCAGAACCCGAAGCCCACCAGCGAGGAGAUCUCCAUGCUGGCGGACGGCCUCUGCAUGGAGAAGGAGGUGGUGCGCGUGUGGUUCUGCAACCGGCGGCAGAAGGAGAAGCGGAUAAACCCGCCGGCGGCGGCGAUGGGCUCGCCCUGCAGCGCCGGCAACCCCAACGGGGCCAUGUUCGCCAUCGCCAACUCGCUGGCCAACAGCCCCCUGUCGCUGGUCACCACCAGCGCCCACAACAACUUCAACCCCAACGUGAUGGUCAAGCAGGAAUGACCCCACGUUAACUUCUUCGCCGACCACUACAUGGAGUGAUGGGUGUCGUGCAAUUGCAGACUUUUAAGGAACAUUUCCAAUUGAAGAUUUCCGGUUUUUUAUACGAAACUUUUGGAUCUCGGUCAGAAAUCAUUAUCAUGCAUGCCACAUUUUGAACGUAGUGAUUAUUUAUUGUAUUGGUUAGUUCGAGCACCAGUGUCGUCAUCACAUACUAACAGUCUUCCAGUUGGAUAACGAGUUCCUAUGAGUAGGUUAGUUUAUUAAACACCACGGAAUUAACGUCUUUGACUGUUUCAUUUAUUUAUGCCAAAAAUACUUAUGUCUAGGGGUAGCUAGUUAUCGUCUUCGUUUUAUAUUUUAAUGUAUAGAUUGUUUAUUAUUGCUAUUUGCUUAAGCAUGUACAUAGGAGAUCACUUAUUAUUUUUCCACUCAGUCAAGUCACCAGACCGGCGGAUUCAUGUCUUGGGUGAAUGGAGGAUACGAUAAUAGAUAUUACUGUUGGACCUGGCGGUUGACAUCCAUUGUUAAGCAGGGUCUCAUAAUUAUAUAUUCGAAUGGAUGUCACCCGGCGGUUGUGUACAAUUGUUGUAGAUAGAUAUAUGUUAUACGGUAAAUAUACAAGUAUCUAGACUAGCUCUUUGUUUAGUAUUUAGUGUAUAUGAAUUUUAUUAAUCUACUCUUUAUGUAUGUCAAUGUAUAUAAUCGAAUUUAGUGGUUCUUUUGAUGAGUGAGGACCAAUCUAGAAAUGUUGAAAAGUUCCUACAAUUGAAAUUGUUGAUAUUACGUUGGUAAUUGUUUCUACAAUUGUGUGUUUAUUUUUAUUUUCUACAAACAUUAGACUGACAUACCCACUUUUGUUUUUAGACCUGACAUUGUUGAAGCAUUUUUGCGAAUAGGGUUCACGUUUUGUAAUUAUUUUGCACACAUAUAUUUACUUCGAUGUUUUUGGAAUAUGUUACCAAGUCUCAGGUGAACGUGUUAUCAUACUUAACAUAUUCCAAAAACCUUGAUUUUUGCACAAGCAACCGCAAUCACGUCCUUGUGUAAAAAUCGAACUUUGUUAUAUUAUUAUUAUUAUAUUCGUUUGUCGUACUUGUGGAAAUAAGUGUAUAGCGAUGAAAACCCGGCAAAAUGUCCACAGACUUUUUUUACAUAAUUGCACAUAUCGUACAAGACGUAGUUUACUGUACAGUCAUUUUAACGCCUGUGGACAUUUUCGAACAAUCUACGUCAUAUCAAUGUGUAAAUUUUAGCAUUUAUUCGCAGAAAUUUAAACAGAAAUGUUAUGAACUUAAAAUCUACAGUAUUUGAUGAUUCAGUGGCAUUAUGUUUGAAUAUUUAUAACAUUCCAUAGGCUUAGAUCCAGUAGGUAUAUGUGUGUACUUAGCAUAAAUGUCUCCUAGAGAAUGCAGCCAGUGAUAACAACCAAAGUGCACGAGACAGAGAGGCUGCAUUGGUUGAAUUUAUAUUAUUUGUGCGCGUGUGCUCUAAUAUAAAUUCAAUUUCAACAAAUUUGUAAUAACUUAGUGAAACAAUAUCGAAAGUGUAUAAGACCCUAUUCUGACGUGUAAUAUACUAUGGUGGUCUAGGCAAUAACAUGUACAUUAUUUUCAUUAAAGAAAAGGAUUCGUA
Messenger RNA from Tribolium castaneum (red flour beetle), 3754 nucleotides. RefSeq names its product nubbin. Lineage: Eukaryota; Metazoa; Arthropoda; Insecta; Coleoptera; Tenebrionidae. Gene Ontology annotation, molecular function: RNA polymerase II cis-regulatory region sequence-specific DNA binding; DNA-binding transcription factor activity, RNA polymerase II-specific. The record is from RefSeq and is a predicted model, not a curated record. Bases 173 to 2122 code for a protein of 649 amino acids. The transcript is spliced from 9 exons. Gene Ontology annotation, biological process: regulation of transcription by RNA polymerase II.